This is a messenger RNA of Theobroma umbraticum, 1661 nucleotides long. RefSeq lists its product as uncharacterized. The record is from RefSeq and is a predicted model, not a curated record. Lineage: Eukaryota; Viridiplantae; Streptophyta; Magnoliopsida; Malvales; Malvaceae.
CGUUUCAUCUAUCAUUGUGUUUGGAUGGUAGCCGUAGAUCCACAUUCACCAUUGCUCCCACUAAUUCCCCUUUCUAUUCCCCAUAAUUACGCCCCCAACCUUAAUUCCCUAUUCGUUACUCUUUUCGUUAUUUUCUUAAAACGUAAUGGCAAAAUUGACGAACCCUCCUACGUUUUAACCCCACCAUAGCCGAACACUCUGAAACCCCUCCCGAUCCAGCCACUAUUUGGCAGAAUUUCCGCUAAAUAAAAAUUUCCAAAAGCCAAAUAAGAAAUUCCUGUAAAUUCAAAAAGCUCUACACUCUGAUCUUCAGUGCCCGAAAAGAUUUUCUGUUUUUAUUUUUAAUUUCAAAUUAGGGUUUGAGGUAAAAAAAAUGAAAGCGUCAUUGAAAUUUCGUGAAGAGAAAAGGCCAGUGGUGAGAGCGAAAGUACCUCUAAGUAUUUUGGGAUUGCCGUUUCAAUCGGGAAUCGUCGCCGGCGAAUCGAAGGAGCUCACUUUAAAUCUUUCUACGUUCUUCGAAUCUGGACCGUCUAUCAAAAUCGCCUAUCGUCCUAAUGACACGUGGAACCCUUUCUCUCUCAUCGUUAAAACUGGAACCGGACCGUUCGGCUCUCCGAUUUCCAGCUCUAUGCUUAUGAGUGCUGAGUUUAAUCUCCUUGGCCGUGGAAACCCUAGCUUUAUGCUUCACUUCAAGCCUCAGUUUGGGGAUUUCUCAAUCAAGAAGUCGCAGUCUUCAGUUUUUGAUAGAGCCGUGAAGCCAAGGAGUGGCACCGUUUUGGAGGACGAUUCGUCGACUGAGGUUGUGGAUACGCCGGCUGUUAACGGCGGGGCCGGCGGGUUCUUUGCGGAGAAGAGGAAAUUGGAGGCUCCGAAUUGGGGACAUAUCGCCGGGAUUCUGUCUGGAAUGGAGGUGGCGGCGAAGACGGCGGUGCCAGUUAAGGGAAAGGCGCUGGUGAAAUUCCGGUGGGGAAUGAGGAUUCCGUCAGAGAUGAAGAGUGGCGUUGGCCGAUUCGGUGAUCCAACGGCUGGGAUUUCGUUUGGCAAGAUUCCGUUUUUGGUGAUGGAUAAGAUCGGAAUCGAACACGUGGACAGUGUUGAGUCGAAGCAGGCUAUAUCGACUGACAGCAAGGCCGGUUCAGAGCCGGGCUCCAAUGCUGACCUGGCGACAGCAUGUUAUACGGUUAAGCGACAGUUGGAAGCUUUGCAAGCUGAGAAUGGGUUACUGAAGAGAGCCGUGGAGGAUCUCAGGAGAGAAAUCUCCGGCGGGAAAUUCGGGGAUUUGAAUUCUGGGAAAUAUCCCGUAAUGGAAAGAAAUGGGGUUAGUAGAUCGAAAAUGGAGAGUAGAAACAACGAGAAGAAAUUGACGGAAGGGGAUGUAAAUGAGGAGUUGAAGAAGGCAUUGAAGGGAGCUACAGGUGCUUGAAGUUGUCGAAAUAUAAUGUAAGCUUUGGUUAGUGUUUUUAUUAAGUGUUUAUGCUUGGUUUAGUAAUUACACUACAAUCAAUUUUGUGAGUUUUUGUUUAGCAUAUCUGGAAUUUGUUAGUACUGUUUAAAUUAGUGGGUUUGGUUAGUGAAUAUUUCAUUUGUAAAUUUCUUAAUCGAUAAGUUUAUUUGGCUCCAGCCUCUUUGCCAAAGAGUGGAAGUAAGACUAUCCUAGUGAA